ACGGUCGCCAGUUUUUCUCGGAAUUUUCGGACUUAUCGCUUAUCGUCGGGUCCUCGCCUCAUUUUCCGUAGCACGCUUAUCAGCGCAAAAGGUGUCGCGUGGAAAUGCCGUCGGUGGUAAUGCAGUUGGCAUAAUUCGUUGCCUACUUCUGUGCGCCGCCCCACAUCAACUGCAAUCCUCUAACAGCUCAUUAAUCAGGAUCCUGCACACCUGCAGCCAUGUUUUGGAUUUUACGGCGCACCGGCGCCGCCAACUUCUUCAACUCCUUCAACAACAACUGCAGCUUCUCCAAGAGCAACUCGAACGGCGGCAAUCACAGCAACAGCACGCAAGACAAAUAUGUGAAGCGGCCCCCACGGAAGGCAUAUGGACGCCUGAGUGCCGAGGCCGAUGAUGCCGUGUCACUUGGCCACAAAAUCGAUGAUCCGUUCGAUGAGCUAGACGACUUUGAAAUGCUGGCAGCGAACUCCGGCACAGCCGGCUGUAGCAGUCAUGCCAACAAUGAGCCACCAGGUGAAGCCAAUGGCAACGUCAAUGUCAACGGUGGUUCAACUCCAGGAUCCCGAGGAGCAGUUGGCUGUGGAAAUGGGAAUGGGAAUGGCAACCUGUCACUCCUGCCCUGCACGGAUGCCGACUGCCAGGGCAACUACGAGGUGGAGAGCGCCCUUUGCGAGCUGGGCCUGUGCCAGGCGAAAGCCAAAACAUCAAAGGAACUCGGCGCUGGGAGCACGUCAACAUCGAAGGAGAUUAACGAAAACACAAUAAGUCGACUGCAUGCACUGGCCAUGGCCGAUGACGAUGAUGACUACGAUGAAUCACUUACCUGCAACGUGUGCGACCGAGCUUUCCAUUGUCACCGUCAGCUGGCAUCGCACCAGCAGAAGAAGCGACACUUCGGAUGCAGUGGCUGCGAUAGUUUGUUUCCCUCACUAAUGCUGCUGGAACACCACAAGGAGGAAUUUGAGCAUUGGAGCGACGAGGAGAUGGGUCGAAGGGUCUGCUGUCGCCGGAACAGGUGCGAUGACGAUUAUUUCACGGACACCGACUCCUUUAUCAGCGAUGCGGAGAGCGAGGACCUGGAGAGGCUGUUGUAAAUACCGGACACCGAACCGAACCUAACCCAAGGAUAGCGACUGAAGGGAUGGCGGGAAGGGAAAGAAUUCGAAUCGACCCAGCCGAAAAGCAGCCCGUCCAUUCCCAUUAAUGCUGGGCGGAAUAUCCUGCGGCGCCAACUGGAAUGGAAGGAUUUGGGAGGACAACGGACUUGGGCGCCAAGUCUUCUGAUGAAGAUUGACACACGGGGCGGACCGCUUGUCGCCCUAAUGAAAAUGAAUUAAACCCCAAUCUGGCUGAACGCAAAGCCGCCAGCCAAACAAUGAAAAAUGUUGGCUAAAGCCCAAUACCAAAAACCAAAAAGCAAAAACAAAAAGAAAAGGAGACGCCAGGACAAGAUAUAAAAUACUUGUGGACUGUGCGUUGUCGGUACUUUUAGAGUUCAACUACGAGAGACCCUCGCUGGGGGUCUAAAAACCAAGUUAUAUAUAUAUAUAUGUGUAUAUGUAAAUGUAUAUCUAUGUGUGUGUACAAUGAGCUAGUCGAAUACGAAACUCCAUAAAUGGAAUCAUAUCAUUAAAUGCAUAUGUGUAAGCCCCAAGACAAAUGCAAACUAUUUACCAAAGGAAAAACCAAAGGAAAACCCAAUGUAUUUUUCAAUAAAUAAAGCCGUGCGAAACCGAAAGCAUG
Drosophila eugracilis is the source of this 1743-nucleotide messenger RNA. RefSeq lists its product as uncharacterized. The record is from RefSeq and is a predicted model, not a curated record. The transcript is spliced from 4 exons. NCBI's taxonomy places the organism in Eukaryota, Metazoa, Arthropoda, Insecta, Diptera, Drosophilidae. The coding region runs from base 219 to 1094 and encodes 291 amino acids.